Molecule: messenger RNA, 3530 nt
Organism: Athene cunicularia (burrowing owl)
Lineage: Eukaryota; Metazoa; Chordata; Aves; Strigiformes; Strigidae
Gene: TTC7B
Product: tetratricopeptide repeat domain 7B
Exons: 16
Coding region: 992-2749 (585 amino acids)
Biological process (GO): protein localization to plasma membrane; phosphatidylinositol phosphate biosynthetic process
Cellular component (GO): plasma membrane
Molecular function (GO): protein binding
Source: RefSeq, a predicted model, not a curated record
GUUUAAAAACACAAAGAUAAGUAUUAGUCUCAGGUGUAAGGUUUGUCUGGACCACUAAUGCCAAAACAUUGUGGUGUCUGAUGCCAAACGUGUUUUUUAAAGCUAAGAGGCUUCUUGAUGGUGAUAAUGACAAAGUCUGUGCCAAACGUUUCAUAUGCUGACCUACAUGCUUAUAUUCAGGUCUUCUGAUCAUGCAUUGAAAGUUUGUCCUUAUUGCCCCAUAAUUUUCAUCCUGCACUUUGCAUGUAUCAUACCUGCAGUUAUUGAUCUCUCUGCUUAGGAGUGAGCACCUUUGCGUGGGUACAGUUAAAAUAUUUUAAUUAUUCUAAACAGAAAUGCUGCCUGAAGUUUUCAAAGGAGCAUAAAAGUUGAUCUUGCAUCACAAUAAUUAAUUAGGUUCUGACAUAAAUUGUUGGAGUUUAGGGUGCAAAUAUGUGGACAGAUGGAUCAAAUUAGCCCUAAGGGCAUCAAUUUGGAUAGUAGAUUGUACUUUUGAAUCCUGGUUCUCAGUCUGUAACUAGUAUAGUGCUACUUACAGUCAAAGAAGUUUUGUUUUUUUCUUGAAGAUUUAAAGCAGCAAACAUUUUAAUUAGUCUUUAAAAACUAGGAAGAUGCAAUUCAAAGGGCUUGCCUCAAGUAUAUUCUGAUGGAGGCAGUCAUAUAAAUACCUGUACAUAACAAGCAGUGGCGUAUCUAUGGGCUGUCUUUGUCUUGUCUGAAAUUACUGAAAACGUGUCAGCUCUGAGUGCAUGUUCAUGUACCUUAAAAUUUCUUGUCUUGAGAAGGGAAGGGAUCUCAAAGUCGUUUACAGACACUGUGGGACAUUGUUUUCUAAGUUAACCUGCCCUUUUGCUCUGGCAUUCAAUCAGCAUGGGCGGAACUCCUAACAUGAAGGCACAUCAUAGUGAAAAGCAGGAACUUGACAAGAGGAGUUGGUAGAUUUAGAGAGUUACUGAGAGCUGUAGAAACAAGAACUACACAAAAUCUGCGAAUGACGAUAGCACGACAACUGGCUGAAAUUUUGUUACGAGGCAUGUGUGAACAGAGUUACUGGAAUCCACUAGAAGAUCCUCCUCACCAAUCACCCCUAGAUGAUCCGCUUCGAAAAGGUUCAAAUACUAAGAAUUACACGCUCAGUAGAAGACCGAGGGUAUACACUGGAGAAAACAUCUUUUGUCCUCAAGAAAAUACAGAAGAAGCCUUACUGUUGCUGCUUAUUAGUGAAUCUAUGGCUAACCGUGAUGCUGUACUGAGCCGAAUACCAGAACACAAAAAUGAUCGAAUCAUCAGUUUGCAAAGUGCAUCUGUAGUCUAUGAUUUACUUACUAUAGCCUUGGGAAGAAGAGGCCAAUAUGAAAUGCUCUCAGAGUGUUUAGAAAGAGCCAUGAAGUUUGCGUUUGAAGAGUUCCAUCUCUGGUAUCAAUUUGCAUUGUCCUUGAUGGCAGCAGGAAAAUCUGCUCGAGCUGUAAAAGUCUUGAAGGAAUGUAUACGUUUGAAACCAGAUGAUGCAACUAUUCCACUCCUUGCUGCAAAGCUCUGUAUGGGAUCUCUCCACUGGUUGGAAGAAGCCGAAAGAUUUGCCAGAACAGUUGUUGAUCUUGGGGACAAAACAUCAGAGUUCAAAGCAAAAGGCUACUUGGCACUGGGAUUGACUUACAGUCUGCAGGCUACUGAUGCAUCUUUGCGAGGGAUGCAAGAGGUCUUGCAGAGAAAGGCUCUUCUUGCAUUUCAGAGGGCUCACAGUUUGUCUCCAACGGAUCAUCUGGCAGCAUUUUACUUGGCACUGCAGCUUGCCAUAUCCAGACAGAUACCAGAAGCUUUGGGUUAUGUUCGUCAGGCUCUGCAGCUACAAGGAGAUGAUGCCAACUCUCUUCAUCUCCUUGCACUCUUGCUAUCAGCCCAGAAACACUAUCAUGAUGCUUUGAAUAUCAUUGAUAUGGCCUUGAGUGAAUAUCCAGAAAAUUUUAUAUUACUGUUUACAAAAGUCAAAUUGGAGUCCCUGUGUAGAGGCCCAGAUGAAGCACUCCUUACCUGCAAACACAUGCUCCAGAUUUGGAAAUCCUGCUACAAUCUCACUAACCCAAGCGAUUCUGGACGUGGGAGCAGCCUGUUAGACAGAGCUAUUGCUGAUAGACGACAGCUUAAUACAAUUACGUUACCAGAUUUCAGUGAUCCUGAAACAGGUUCAGUCCAUGCUACAUCAAUAGCAGCUUCCAGAGUGGAGCAAGCACUGUCUGAGGUUGCUUCCUCUCUUCAGAGCAGUGCCCCUAAACAAGGUCCCCUGCAUCCUUGGAUGACUCUGGCUCAAAUAUGGCUUCAUGCAGCUGAAGUCUACAUAGGAAUUGGGAAGCCUGCUGAGGCCACAGCGUGUACCCAAGAAGCAGCUAAUCUCUUUCCGAUGUCACACUAUGUUCUCUAUAUGAGAGGUCAGGUGGCUGAACUUCGUGGAAAUAUCGAUGAAGCCAAACGCUGGUAUGAAGAGGCCUUAUCUAUUAGUCCUACUCAUGUGAAAAGCAUGCAGAGGCUGGCUCUGAUACUUCACCAGCUCGGGCGCUAUAGCUUGGCAGAGAAGAUUCUCAGAGAUGCCGUCCAGGUGAACUCCACAGCCCAUGAGGUCUGGAAUGGCCUGGGAGAGGUGCUGCAGGCUCAAGGCAAUGAUGAUGCCGCAACCGAAUGCUUCCUGACAGCACUGGAGCUUGAAGCUAGCAGUCCCGUGGUCCCUUUUACCAUCAUUCCUAGAGUCCUUUGAGAGGGCAUCUUGAUAAACCGAUUUUGGUCUGACUUCUGAGUGAGGAAACCCAGUGUAUCAGGCUGCCUGGUAACUCGUUAGUUUGAAAAACUUCAGAGCUACAGGUAACAAACUCCAGUCUUUGGCGGGAAAGUGGCCAAAACAGUGACGUGAUGGAAUGUAUUCAUUAAUGUUAGACUAAGAGGACAAAAUGGCUAGUCAGAACCAAACCACUCAUAUCACCUACAUUUUUGCCCUGGUAGUUUUAAAACAUCAUUAUAUUGUUCAUGGAUGAUGUGCCAUAUUUUGUUAGUGAUACUUGAGUGUUACAUAAAAUUAUAAUGGAAUCAACUACCAAAUGUAGAAUAAGUUAAAAUUCAGUGGCAGAGCAGACUAUUUUUAACAAGGCUGUUAAUAAAACUGUUCUCUUCCUGCCUCUCAACCUCUUUUGGCCCAAAGUCAAAAUGUGAAUUUUCUGUUUCCAUCUCUAUUUUAGUCCAGGCCAGAAAAUCAGUUGAGUUCUUGUUUUCAGUUGUUAAUAACUGUGAUGUGUGGCUAACUGUUAUCUCUAUUUAGAGCAAAGGCUGAGUACAAGAAUAUUUAUAUUUUACCAAUGUAUGCCUGUUACAAAAAAUAUAUUGGUUAUUUAAGUUUAACUUUUUUAUGUGAAUUCAGAGUUUAUUUAUCGAUGGAAAUAUGUAAAAAGUAAGCCUCAAAUGGAAUAUUUACUGACACUCCUUAUACAUGACCCACACUUGGCUAAAUGGGAAGAUUAUGUUAAUAAUAAAAUGAUUUUUAAAUG